CCAUUGAUUGAUAUCUAAAUAAAAACCCUGAUACAACCAAACCGCGCCGAGCGAAGAAGGCAUGGCAAGACACGAGAGAAGAGUCAAACAUAUGAAAAAGAAUAUCAGUAAGAGUUUUGAAGAAGAACGCCCGAAGCAAAUGGUUGAUGGCUCGACGUAUUCCACAAGGCUGGGUGGGUUCUUCACGCGCUUUUCCAAAUCCUUUUUCUUCGUAUCCUUAGUCCCACCACAUUCUCCUUUUUCUCCUGUACCCACUUCUCCUGUACCCACCCUCAUCUUUCAAUUUCCACACCAAUAACCUCCAAAUUGCAAUCUAUUUACUUCUCUCUCUACCACACUUUCUCUCUCUCUCUCUCUCUCUCUCUCUCUCUAACCAUCCUAAUCCUAAACCUCAUCCCCAUCCCAAUCCCAAUCCCAAUCCCAAUCCCCCCUCUCUUUCUCUCUUACCCAGUUCCCAUCCUUCUCACUCUCAGACCCAAUUCAUCUCUCUCUCUCUCUCUCUCUCUAAAACCAGAGGAACCACGUGCCAUGGCCUUUGCGCAGCUCGGACCUCCUGUCCAGGCCCUUCUGGCCGCCCUCGCGGGCUUCACGGCCGUGACGGUCAUCUUCGGUCUUGCCUUCCUCCUCUGUCACCGCAAUCCCUUCUCCAAGAAAAAGACCAACAAAAACGAUACCCAGCUCAGGACCAUUACACAGGAUCCAGCUGAAAGCUUCCAACCUGUUGCGGCCUCCUUCGACCCCUCCGUCCCCUUAAUAUCGAUGCCCGACCUCGUCACAGCCACCGACAACUUCAGUCCUUCGCGCGUCAUCGGGGACGGAGGGUUCGGUCUGGUUUACCGUGCCCACAUCCCUCCCAACGGCAUCCCGGUGGCCGUGAAGCGCCUCUCGCCACAUGCAUUUCACGGCCUCCGGGAGUUCCACGCCGAGAUGGAGACGCUGUCGCGGGUGAAGCACCCGAACCUUGUGAGGCUGCUCGCAUACUGUGUAUCCGGGCCAGACCGCCUCCUUGUCUACCCCCUGCUGCCCCAGGGAUCGCUCUAUCGAUGCCUCCAUGAUCCUGAUGAUAACGGGGAUAUGCAGCCUCGGGACAAUACACAACCCCACCCCCUGUCAUGGGGGACGAGGGCGAAGAUCAUUAGAGGCGUAGCGAAUGGUCUGGCGUACCUGCACGACGGCCAGCCUCGCAUCAUUCACCGCGACAUAAAAUCCGGCAACAUACUACUCGACUCCGACUUCAACGCGAGCAUAACCGACUUUGGCCUUGCCCGGCGCAUGAACCCUCAGCACACACACGUCUCGACGCAGGUGGCUGGGACGAUGGGUUACAUGCCCCCGGAGUAUUACGGGGGGUUGUCUGUGGCGACGGUGAUGGGAGACGUGUAUAGUUUCGGGGUUUUGACUCUGGAGGUGGUGAGUGGGAGGAGGCCAGACCAGGCAGUGGGGGAUGAAGGAGAGAGGUUAGGGGAGUGGGUGAAGCGGCUUAUGAGACAGAGUAAAGAGAAGGAGGUGGUGGCGCCUGGGGUUGAGGGGUUGGUUGAGGAGGAGGUUAGGGAGUUUUUGAGGGUGGGGUGUAUGUGCAUAGCUGAGACUCCUAAGGAGAGGCCAUCUAUGAAGGAGGUAGUCCACAUGCUUCAACACCCACAAUAGCAUUUCAUGCAUCUUCUCUCUCUCUCUCUCUCUUGCUUGAGGUACAUGAUUCUGCCUCUCUCUUUUAAUUGAGAGUACUAUGCAUCUCUCUCUCUCUCUCUAUUGAGAGGAUUAUACAUCGGCCAGUCCUUCUCACCCCAUCCGUCCUGAGCCUGAUAAACCAUGUCCUGAUUCUCCUCUGUCAAGAAUGUAAUGUACGGUGAUUUAGAUCGGAAGAAAAUUUUCAGUGGGGUAUGAGCAAUUGGGGUUUGAGGUUUUCUUUUGGUGCAUUGUAAAGUUUUGUACAUUAUUGGAUAUAAAUUGUUGUGCUUUCUAUGGAAAGGAAAGACCGGUAGAUUGAAUGAUAUCAUACUCCUGUUUGCUUA
Molecule: messenger RNA, 2012 nt
Organism: Amborella trichopoda
Lineage: Eukaryota; Viridiplantae; Streptophyta; Magnoliopsida; Amborellales; Amborellaceae
Product: Protein kinase superfamily protein
Biological process (GO): protein phosphorylation
Molecular function (GO): protein kinase activity; ATP binding
Source: RefSeq, a predicted model, not a curated record